AUGGCGGGAACCUCAACGGUUUCUCCAGGUCUUUCGUUUUCAGUUGUAAGUUUGUUAUUUAAAUCCAAGAGAAAACCAGAAAAGCUGUACGUUCUACACAGCGCCAAAACAUUCCGUGUCGAAUACCUUGCAAAGUUACUGUUCAUCGUCUUCUACCUCCAGCCGGUUGUGAGUUUGAGUGUUUUUGCUGGGUCUCGGCUGACAUCCCGGUCGUCCUCUUUCGCCGCCGUUCCGUGCGGCUCGCCGGAAUGUCCGAUGGAUUGCACGGGAUCAAACUGCCCGUUCACUGUCCCAUUCGGGAACACUACCGUCGCCAAUUGCACGUUGGUCAGGGACACCCUCGCGCUGUCCCCGUCGGCGACGUUCGCCGGUUUCACUUUCGGGUGCGUGGAGUUCGGCGCCGCCGCCAAGACGUUCGACGCUGCCAUCGGGCUGAUCGACCUCAGCCGGAGCAGCCACUUGCUGGCAUCCAGAGUGAUCUCUUCGCCCCCGGCCGCGAACGGCACCACAACGGCCGCCUUCUCCUACUGCCUCCCGUCGUCGACGAGCUCCCGUGACUUCCUCUCUGUACGCGCCGUUGUCGAGCAACCCCAACCACCCAAACUCCUACUUCGUCGCCGACUCGCCGUCGUCGGGAUCAGCGUCGCCGGCACGCAGCUCCCCGUUCCGCCCACCGUGUUCACCGCCGCCAGCACGAUGCUGGAGGUGGCGACGGAGUUCACAUUCCUCGCCCCGGCAGCCUACGCCGCGCUGCGCGACGAGUUCAGGAAGGCCAUGGCGCAGUACGCGGCGGCGCCGCCGUUCCAGGUGCUCGACACGUGCAGACGUGCUACAACUUCACCGGGCUCGACCGCUUCGCCGUGCCGGCCGUCGCGCUCGAGUUCGGCGGAGGGAUGAAGCUGGGACUCGCCGUGGACCAGACGAUGUACUUCACGGAGCCGUUCUCCGUCGGGUGCCUCGCGUUCGCCGCCGCGCCGCUCCCGGCGUUCCCGGUUUCGGUCAUCGGAACCUUGGCGCAGCGGUCGACGGAGGUGGUGCACGACGUGCGAGGCGGCAGGGUGGGGUUCAUCCCCGGGAGCUGCUGAUGCAUGGAUUCGUACGUAGCUGUGAAAGGGUCAUUUCGCCGAACACUUUCACGUUAUGGCUUUUUUUAUCGUCAUUAAAAAAUAUUGUACGUAUAAAUUUUGUUACCUAUCUUAAGCUACCACACUCUUUACACUAAAAAUUAAGGUUUUUUUUAUCGACUUUUACUCUUAUCCUUUCUUUUGUACCGCGACAAACUAAUUUUAUCAUUCAGGCUAUUCACUCCA
Oryza brachyantha (malo sina) is the source of this 1310-nucleotide messenger RNA. Its product is annotated as aspartyl protease family protein At5g10770-like. Gene Ontology annotation, biological process: proteolysis. Bases 1 to 897 code for a protein of 298 amino acids. The transcript has a single exon. Gene Ontology annotation, molecular function: aspartic-type endopeptidase activity. The record is from RefSeq and is a predicted model, not a curated record. Lineage: Eukaryota; Viridiplantae; Streptophyta; Magnoliopsida; Poales; Poaceae.